AUGAUGGUGAGAAGAAUGAAGAGAAAUCUUCUAAUAACGAAUGAUUUCAGAGCAGAGGCGUUCUGUGCGAAUUGCCGUGAACUGCUUUGCGGCGUGUGUGUGGUCGCUCACCAAAGAGUUCGCGUCACACGCGAUCAUGUCGUCAUAUCUCUACAGCAGCUUCUCAAUCACAUGACUGCAAAUGCGUUCGGCACAGGAGAGGAUGGUGUCCUUGGCGGAUCGUCGGAUUCUUCGCCAAGGCCGUCUUCAGUUUGUUCCACGCAUGACGCUAAAGUGUUCUGCUCGUGUGAGACUUGUGGUAGGGUGACACUGUGUGCUCACUGUAUAUCACGUCAUUCAGCGCAUCACAUCGUUCCUUUAGGCGAUGUGAGAGCGUGUGUGGUUUCGAUGCUUGCGGAAUCGCGUCGUAACGAACGCAGUAUUGAGGAGGCUGUGGAAAGCGUGCGCACGAUGUCUGAACGGGUCGACGCUAGUGUACAGGCAGCUGCAUCGGAACUACGGUCGCUUAUACACCUACAUAUGAGUGCUUUGGAGGAGAGGAAGAGAGAAUUGUUGCAGAGAGUGGAUACUAUCAGACAAUCCAAAACAAAAAAUUUGAAAGCUCAAGCAGAAAAUUUGAAUGCAGCGAAAGCAAAGUUUGCGCAGACUAUCAAGUCGGUGGAGGCAAUCACUUCUGAAGAUGAUAACUCUCAACUCGCAAACGCUUUCCAAGACCUACUGCAGCUAUACGCACAGCCUAUCCAUCUGAUUCCGCACGAGAAUGAUGCUGUUAAGUUCACCGUUCCUGACAACCAGCUUCUCUCACAAAUUCGAACUCUGGGUGAACUCGAAAGUGGGCCAUGUGCUCGUCAGUGCCAUUUGGUUGGCGAAGGAUAUAAAAGACCCAUCCGCGAGCGCCAAUGCAUCGUUUAUGUGCAACUACGUGAUGCAUGCGGUGAGGUAGUGCCGACCGACCGAGCUGAUGGUGGCGUUCGAGAUAUUACCGCAACAGUGAUCGCACCUGAUGGGCGCAGUCUUGAAGUUCACAUUGGGCGCAGCGAAAGUGACCCAGGCGUGAUUGGCAUCGCUUAUUACCCAGUACUUGAUGGUCAGCAUCAACUAGACAUACGAAUUCGAGGGGUAUCUAUAAGCGGUUGUCCAGCUGUAGUAGAUGUACGCCAUGGACGUAAUUAUGCUGAAAUUGCUGCUCAAGGAGAAUUGUUCUCAUUUGGAAAGGAAGGAUCCGCAGAUGGCGAACUCUGCCGUCCGUGGGGAAUUUGCGUUGAUUUGCGUGGUCGAGUGCUUGUAGCAGAUCGAAGCAAUAAUCGUAUCCAGAUUUUUGAUCGGGAUGGUGGUUUCCUUGCCAAAUUCGGUUGUGGUGGAACUCGUUCAGGACAAUUCGAUCGCCCAGCUGGUGUCACGGUCAAUACAAGG
This is a messenger RNA of Ostertagia ostertagi, 1413 nucleotides long. NCBI's taxonomy places the organism in Eukaryota, Metazoa, Nematoda, Chromadorea, Rhabditida, Trichostrongylidae. The record is from the annotation of a GenBank genome assembly.